This is a messenger RNA of Cuscuta epithymum, 1248 nucleotides long. NCBI's taxonomy places the organism in Eukaryota, Viridiplantae, Streptophyta, Magnoliopsida, Solanales, Convolvulaceae. The record is from the annotation of a GenBank genome assembly.
AAAGCCAUUAUGAAAUUACUAAGAAUUUGGCCUUUUAAAUUCCGAUCGAUCGAUCCACUUUGGCAGUCUUCAAUUCCAUCUACCGCCAACCUUUCCAUUUUCUGAUCAUCACUCCCUUCAAUUUCCACUGCUCCACGUACUCCGCCCUUAGCUUAUUGCUAUAUAUAUUCAUUCAAACCAGCCUCUUUUUAUUAUUAUUAUUUUCAUUCAUUUAAGUCCCAUCGGCCAUGGUUUCAUUUCACUCAUCUUUAUCACCUCAUCAGUUGCUGGGACGACGAUCCAAAAAUCUCCAGAACCCAGACUUCUUCGAUAUGAGUUUACCAAAAAAGAGGAAAAGGUUAGUAGAAGAAGUAUCCGAAAGGUCACAAACCCGAAUCAUCAAUUCUCUUCUUGGAAUUGAACUUCCCCUCUUGGCUCCCCUUCCCUUGGAAUGGCAGAGAUGUCUCGACAUUAAGUCCGGGCAAGUAUACUUCUACAACACAAGAACCAAGGAGAAGACCACAACGGAUCCAAGAAUAAGUAGUCCGCCGGAAGAGCUGCCGGCUCCGGCGAGUUUGGACCUGGAACUAAACCUAUUAUGCGGAGGAGGGUCAUCGGAGGAACAACACCACGUCGGCGACAAUUUCACGGAGAUCAAUGUUACUCUCAAAAACCCUAGUUGUAAUAAUAAAAUUAUCAAUGAUCCGAUUACCACUUCCGGUGAAGGUGCCGGCGGGAAGAAGAGAAGUGGGGGUUUUUUAAGUCUAUCCCGGUCUCCGUCGUGGUUGACAUUCGACGACGGAGAUCAGGAGGAGAUGGUGACGGCGGUGUGUGACAAGUGUCAUAUGUUGGUGAUGGUUUGUAAGGCUACCCCAACAUGUCCGAAUUGCAAGUUUGUAAACCACCCUGCUAGUUCGAAUCAUCGGUGGCCAAUAAAGUCUGUCCUGAAUUAGUUCAUUGGUAGUCCGUUCUCCUAAUGAUAAGUACAAUUAAUUACCGCACCAUGAUGUAUGUAUAUACUUUCUUUUAAUGCUUAAUUAAUUAUGAAGCGGCAGAAAAGAGUCAAAGACUACAAACUUUCGAUGAUCCGAUCCCAAGGUUUAAUUUGGAUCAUGAUUCAUGAGUCACGCUAUUUGAAAUUCUGAUUUCCAUUCCAUCGAUGAAUCUGUGAAUCUGUCUUUUAUUGAAGGAUUCUCAGGUGUUGUUGUAAUGACAUUAUUACAUUAGAUUGGUAAUCGGAGUUUUUUCCCAAAUUAAUGCUAAUUAAAU